GACACCGAUAAGUCAAUAUUAAAUAUUUUUUCGCAUUUGCAGACAAAAAUGUGAAUAUUUGACGAAAAUAUGGUAGAAACUUACAAUCUAGUUUAAAAAAAGAACGCGUACGUGUUCUUGAAAAAACCCGUUGACGACCCUAUGACGUAACGUCGCGGGCUAUUUGGAUACUUUGUGAUUCCGCGUUAGUGACUUGUCAUAUUAGCUAGCUACAUUAGCUAGGUUAUUCUUGUCAUUUCCAAUAAACAUGAAAAUGGAGACCACUAUAAUCGCCGAUGCCAACAAGUUUAUUAAUUUUCUUUUGAAUUGUCCAAAUGAAUGCAAAAGCCCUGUGGAAUACGAGGGGGCUAUUCAAAUCCAUAAAGUGAAAACGGGAGUUGACAUCCCCCUUCUGAACAUAUGCAGUGACAACCAGCCGGCAUUCAUCUGCGAGAAAUAUAUUCCCAAAUUUCCCAUCGAAGUGGAAAAUGAGGAUUCCCUCACCAAUGAAACGGCAGAUCUUAUGCAGGAAGAUCCAGGUCCUCUGGGUGUCAGCGUUAUGAAAGCAAGACAGCUGCUCUCCUGGUACGCAGUGUGUCAGAACCCCAGCAUGUCUAAGGGGGCGCGAACGGCAGCCUUGAGCCCCCUGUGGGUGCGCUGUGACAUGGCGGACAGCGAGGGAACGGCCUGGCUGGGGGCAGAGACCAUUCACACCGGCGACAAAUCCGCCGCCAUCAAGCUCCACACCGUGAACUGCAAAGCCCCAACUGUGGCAAAGGUCCCAUCUAUCACCCUGGAGGAACUGAAACAAAUGCACAAGAGACGACACCAUUCCUCUUCCGUGGUGACCCGUGGUUCUGCGCUGUAUAACCUGUUUGGUUCCACGGUGGUGGAGAACACUGUCAUCGAGUCCCAGAGCAGUGUGACCGUGGACUUCAGAUGGAACAAUGUGGAGAGCCUGCUGCAGACUCCGCCUCUCUCCUCCACAGCCACCCUGAACAUCAAGGUGGCUAAUGGAGACAUGAGGAGUCCCAUGUAUUCACUGUUCAAGGAGCUGGAGUUCAUCCAGAUUUUGGCGGAGGGUUUAAGGACAGGUGAGACGGAGUGGCUCGAGCCGUUGGAGACGAGGUCCGCAGUGGAGCUCACCAAGGAGCUGAUCCAGGAUCUGCAGAACAAGAUGAUGGUGGAGCCGCAUCAGCCAGCGAAGGAGAGCGAGGCUCAGAAGGGGGCGACCGAGUCCUCAUCGUUGGCCGAGAGCUCCAUGUAUAACACCAUGCUGACGGAAAGAGGUGACCUGGACUUCACCGAGCAGCUGUGGCUGAGGAUGAGGAAGAGCGUGACUUCACAUCAAGACAUUGUGGACUGCCUGAAGAUUGUCAUCAAGGCCUUGAAAUACGGGGAUAUUAAACCCUGGGUUCACAGAGACAGCAGCAGCUCUCUCAGUAAGCUGAUCUUGCAGUCCUACCACCAGCAGAUGGAACCGGUGAGUCUGACUGGCCUCACCCCAGUGCACAUGCUCCUGGAGAUCGGCCUGGACAAGAUGAAGAAGGACUACAUCAACUACCUCAUCGGUCAGGAGCUGACCACAUUGAACCACCUGAGCUACUACCUGAGCACGGAGGCGGACCUGCAGGAGCAGGUGGUGCGGGCGAAGAAACUGCACCACCUGCUGGAGAUCGUGGUGACGUGCAGCACGUUCCUGAGCCUGGCCUACGAGCAGCUGUUCCUCCUGACGCAGUCAUGUCUGCAGUAUUACCGCACAUGCUCCUACGACGAGGACCACGAGUUCCAGCUGCAGAUCCGGCCGGCUGUGAUCAGCAGCUUCUACCAGAAAGAACACCCCAUCACUUGGUCGGUAGAAAUAUCUAGCGGUCAAGGCAAGAGGGAGGUGAGGACGUCCUGGCAGCUGAGUGACAAACCGCCGGUGGAUCAUGUGACUUUUGACAUGGCAGAUUUUCCUCUGGAGACCACGCUGAACGGUGAGGGAGAGGAGCCUGCGUACUUCACCACCAGCGUCAGCUGCAGCCUGGUCAACUUCAGCUGAGCUCCGCCCCAUGGAUACACCAUUAUUAUUCUGGAUGCCUAUAUUACAUCUCCUUUUCUUGAAUUUCUUACCCUCCUUGGAAAAAAAAUACCACACACACAUGAUGCACCCUGGAAUGUCAACCUUGUGAAUUCGGAUGUUGGUUGGGAAGCCUGUUCCAGGGCCCAAAUACGGCACGCUUUUCAAGGACAGUACCAGGAGUCAGCCGGCUGUCCCCUCCUCCCGAUUAUGCAGCCUUGCCUUUUCUCCAAAACGCGUACGCGCUCUGAUAAUCCUGGAUCUGGGACGGGGCGUGGGAGGAGGCACUGUGUCUGGAUUUUAAGAAGAAUGGGCAGCAUUGAGGAGCUCUCGGCAUGUGAAAGUCCCGGGUUGCUUGUCUUCAUUGUACGGGAUAGGAUAGGGGACGGGGUUGGGUCACAGGCAGUGCUGGGGGGGCGUGCUUGGAGUAAGCAGCUUAAAUGCAUGUAUUUUAAGUUGAAAGUUGAGAAUUCAGACCACAUGACCCAGUUUGGUAUUUUGCAGAAAUGUAACAGUAAGAAAAAGUGCCACACCACCCUGGACUCAAAAAAGGAAAAAGAAAUGAACAGCAGGUCUAUGGCUGCCAUACCUUCUUAUGGAAGCUACAGCAUGUAUAUGUAUGGUCACCUUUAAAAUCUGCAUUUUUCCUCUUACUAAUAAAAAUAAUCUG
Messenger RNA from Anguilla anguilla (European eel), 2711 nucleotides. It is a transcript of the gene zwilch, whose product is annotated as zwilch kinetochore protein. Gene Ontology annotation, biological process: protein localization to kinetochore; mitotic spindle assembly checkpoint signaling. The transcript is spliced from 19 exons. The record is from RefSeq and is a predicted model, not a curated record. Bases 248 to 2023 code for a protein of 591 amino acids. Gene Ontology annotation, cellular component: RZZ complex. Lineage: Eukaryota; Metazoa; Chordata; Actinopteri; Anguilliformes; Anguillidae.